Piliocolobus tephrosceles (Ugandan red Colobus) is the source of this 2804-nucleotide messenger RNA. Its product is annotated as cTAGE family member 2-like. Gene Ontology annotation, biological process: protein secretion; vesicle cargo loading; endoplasmic reticulum to Golgi vesicle-mediated transport. Gene Ontology annotation, cellular component: endoplasmic reticulum membrane; endoplasmic reticulum exit site. The transcript has a single exon. The coding region runs from base 1 to 2337 and encodes 778 amino acids. Lineage: Eukaryota; Metazoa; Chordata; Mammalia; Primates; Cercopithecidae. The record is from RefSeq and is a predicted model, not a curated record.
AUGGAGGAGCCUGGGGCUACCCCUCAGCCUUACUGGGGGCUGCUCCUGGAGGAGCCGCGCAGGGUUGUGGCAGCACUGCCUGAAGGCAGGGGACCAGAUUCGACUCCUUAUGGUUUUCCAUGGGAGUUGGUGAUAUGUGCAGCUGUCAUUGGAGUUUUUGCUAUUCCCCUUUUCUUGUGGAGAAGUUUUAGAUCAGUUAGGAGUCGGCUUUAUGCGGGAAGAGAGAAAAAGCUUGCUGAAGCGCUUUCUGGACUAAUUGAAGAAAAAUGUAGAUUACUUGAAAAGUUUAGCCUUGUUCAAAAAGAGUAUGAAGCCUAUGAAGUAGAGCCAUCUUUAGAGGAUGCCAGCUCUGAGAAAGAGGCAACAGAAGCACAAAGUUUGGAGGCAACCUGUGAAAAGCUGAACAGGUCCAAUUCUGAACUUGAUCAUGAAAUACUCUGUCUAGAAAAAGAGUUAAAAGAAGAGAAAUCUAAACGUUCUGAACAAGAUGAAUUGAUGGCGGAUAUUUCCAAAAGGAUACAGUCUCUAGAAGAUGAGUCAAAAUCCCUCAAAUCCAAAGUAGCUGAAGCCAAAAUGACCUUGAAGAGAUUUCAAAUGAAUGAAGAACGACUGAAGAUAGCAAUACAAGAUGCUUUGAAUGAAAAUUCUCAAUGUCAGGAAAGCCAGAAACAGCUUUUGCAAGAAGCUGAAGUAUGGAAAAAACAAGUAAGUGAACUUAAUAAACAGAAAAUAACAUGUGAAGACUCCAAAGUACAUGCAGAACAAGUUCUAAAUGAUAAAGAAAAUCACAUCGAGACUCUGACUGAAUGCUUGCGAAAGAUGAAAGAUUGGGCUGCUAUGCUGGAAGAAGACAUAACAGAUGAUGGUAACUUGGAAUUAGAAAUGAACAGUGAAUCAGAAGGUGGUGCUUACUUAGAUAAUCCUCCGAAAGGAGCUUUGGAGACACUGAUUCAUGCAGCUAAGUUAAAUACUUCGUUAACAACCUUAGAAGGAGAAAGAAACCGAAUUUAUAUUCAGUUAUCUGAAGUUGAUGAAACCAAGAAGGAGCUCAGAGAGCAUAUUAAAAAUCUUCAGACGGAAAAAGCAUCUUUGCAGUUGGAAAACGCACACUUUGAAGGUGAGAAUCAGAAACUUCAACAGAAAGUUAAAGUAAUGACUGAACUAUAUCAAGAAAAUACAAUGAAACUCUACAGGAAUUUAAUAGUAGAGGAAAAUAACCGGUUAGAAAAUGAGAAACUUUCUAAAGUAGAUGAAAUGAUCAGCCAUGGCACUGAAGAGCUGGAGACCUGCAGAAAGCGAGCCAAAGAUCUUGAAGAAGAAUUUGAGAGAACUAUGCGUUUUUAUCAAGGGAAGAUUAUUUCCUAUGAGAAAAAAGUACAUGGUAAUUGUUUGGCAGCAUGCACUGCUGAAAGAAACCUCAAUGAUUUAAGGAAAGAAAAUGCUCACAACAGACAAAAAUUAGCUGAAACAGAGUUUAAAAUGAAACUUUUAGAAAAAGAUCCGUAUGCGCUUGAUGUUCCAAAUACGGCAUUUGGCAGAGAGCAUUCCUCAUAUGGUCCCUCUCCACUGGGUCAGCCUGCAUCUGAAACGAGAGCUUUUCUCUAUCCUCCAACUUUGUCGGAGGGUCCACUGAGACUCUCACCUUUGCUUCCAGGGGGAGGAGGAAGAGGCCGAAGAGGCCCAGGGAAUCCUCUGGACCAUCAGAUUACCAGUGAAAGAGGAGAAUCAAGCUGUGAGAGGUUAACCAGUCCUCACAGGGCUCCUUCUGACACUGGGCGCCUGUUGCCUCCGUGGGAACAGGACCGUAGGAUGAUGUUUCCUCCACCAGGACAAUCAUAUCCUGAUUCAACUCUUCCUCCACAAAGGCAAGACACAUUUUAUUCUCAUUCUGCUAGACGCUCUGGACCAGCAGAACUCAGAAGUUUUAAUAUGCCUUCUUCAGAUAAAAUGGACGGGUCAAUGCCUUCAGAAAUGGAAUCCGGCAGAAAUGAUACCAAAGAUAAUCUUGGUAAUUUAAAUGUGCCUGAUUCAUCUCUCCCCGCUGAAAAUGAAGCAACUGGCCCUGGCUUUGUUCCUCCAGCUCUCGCUCCAAUCAGAGCUCCAAUGUUGCCAGUGGAUGUGAGGGGCCCGUUCAUGAGAAGAGGACCUCCUUUCCCUCCACCUCCUCCAGGAACCAUGUUUGGAGCUUCUCCAUAUUAUUUUCCACCAAGGGGUGUCCCAGGUCCCCCACGUGCUCCAUUUGCAAUGAGAAAUGUCUAUCCACCGAGGGGUUUUCCUCCUUACCUUCCCCCAAGACCUGGAUUUUUCCCCCACCCACACAUUCUGAAGGUAGAGUGAGUUCCCUUCAGGGUUGAGUCUGCCUUCAAAUGAGCCUGCUACUGAAGAUCCAGAACCACGGCAAGAAAACUGCCAAUAUUUUUGCUCUCUUCAAAAGUCAUUUUGACUGUUCUCAUUUUCAGUUGAAGUAACUGCUGUUACUUCAGUGAUUACACUUUGCUCAAAUUGAAACUUAAUGGAAUUAUAAUUCUCAGGAUAGUAUAUUGUAAAUAAGAAUGAUUUAAAUAUGAAUCUUAUGAGUAAAUUAUUUCCAUUUUAUUUUAUUCUAGAUAGUAUAACUAUUUUAAUUUGAUUAAUCCACUAUUAUCUAAACAAUAGUGGGAGUUUUAUAUAUGUAAUCUUGCAGGUGGGGAGGUUUUAAAUUCUAAAGGCCUUGUCCUUAUUCCAAGAACUGUAUUUACUGUAGUUGUAGACAAAUGUGAAAGUAACUUUAUGCUUAAUUAAAUAAAUUUUAGUUGAUUUAAAAA